AGCCCCGCCCUACUGCUCGUCAUGGCGCCUGUGGUGGAGAGACGGGGUUACUGGGGCGCUCCGACUUCAACCCUGGACUGGUGUGAGGAGAAUUAUGUCGUCUCAUUUUACAUCGCGGAAUUCUGGAACACAGUCAGUAACCUGAUAAUGAUCCUUCCUCCCAUUUACGGGGCGUUACGAACGUUUAAAAACAGACUCGAGGUCCGCUACGUGUUGUCCUUUUUAGGACUUGCAGCUGUUGGUGUCGGUUCUUGGUGCUUCCACAUGACACUACAGUAUGAAAUGCAGUUGCUCGAUGAGCUGCCGAUGAUCUACAGCUGCUGUGUCUUCGUUUACUGUUUAUAUGAAUGCUUCAAGCAAGAAAAUACCGUUAACUAUUUGCCAAUUGCACUCCUCCUCUUCUUCAGUGUUAUAGUCAGUGUGGUGUAUUUGCAGUGGAAGGAGCCGGUUUUUCAUCAGGUCAUGUAUGCUGUGCUGGUGGCGUUCUUAGUGUUCCGGUCUGUUUUCAUCGUCACAUGGGUGUAUCCGUGGCUGAGAGUGCUGUGCUACAUGUCCUUAUCCGUCUUCCUGCUGGGAUUUGUUUUAUGGAACAUCGAUAAUAUAGCUUGUGACACUUUAAGAGCCAUGCGACAGAGGCUGCCUCCUGUAGUUGGAGCAGUGACGCAGCUCCACGCCUGGUGGCACAUUCUCACAGGACUCGGCUCUUACCUGCACAUACUCCUCAGCCUCCAGAUUCGGACAACAUACCUCGAAUACAGACCGAAAGUCAAGGUGAGCACUGCCUCGGUGAGUUUCAGACCUCCAUCGAGGAGUCCAAGAUCAGUGUGGUGUCCAUGUUGAGAGACAUCUUUGGUGCUGGCUGUACCGCUCGUCUCCUGUGGAUCCAGACCUCGAUAUCAGUGUGUUUGCAGAAUGAAUCCCCAGUUUCUCUCACUAAAGAGAACGCUCGGUCAUCCAGUGCUCGAUAUCACACACUGGAGCCCACACUCUUCACACUGCUGUGACUCCUCCUGGAUUUAUCUCUCUUCUUUAUUCACUGCUCUUUUUCUGUCUGAAAAUGACUUGAUUAUCUGAUUAGCUACACACUGACCUGUCUGUCUGUCUCCCUGCAUGAUUUUUCUGUCUGAUCAUCUGUCCACCAUUUAACUGACUGACUGUCUGUCUCUCUCUCUCUUUGUCUGUCUGUGUGUCUGUAUUUUCAUUGAAGUUAUUGUCUCUCAAGUCAAGUCAACUUUGUCAAAUAUGCUAUACAUGCUCGACAUAGAGCACAGAUGAAAUUUCAGUCCUCUCUGACCCACGGUGCAAACAGGCAAUGCAAUAAAUACAAAUAGAAUAACUGAAAAACAAUAUAAACAGUAUAAACACUCUAGAUAAUAGACAGACUAACACACACACACACCUGUGUUUUUUUAUAUAUAUAUAUAAAAAAUCUCCUCACCCCCGGCGGGGGGUGGUAUCCAUGUCAUCCUCAAGCUCGGGUCCUCUACCAGAGGCCUGGGAGUUUGAGGGUUCUGCGCAGUAUCUUCGAUGUUCCUAGGACUGCGCUCUUCUGGACUGAAGCUUCAGAUGUUGUUCCUGGGAUUUGCUGGAGCCACUCUCCCAGUUUGGGGGUUACUGCCCCAAGUGACUACCACGGGGACCACGCAGCCCUUGACCUUCCACAUCCGUUCCAGCUGCUCUUUCAACCCUUGAUACUUCUCAAGUUUCUCAUGUUCCUUCUUCCUGAUGUUGGCGUCAGCUGGGAUCGCCACAUCUAUCACCACCACCCUCUUCUGCUCUUUGUCCACCACCACUAUGUCCGGUUGGUUAGCCAGGAUCUGUUUGUCAGUCUGGAAGCUGAAGUCCCACAGAACCUUGGCCCUGUUGUUCUCAGCCACCUUCUGUGGUAUGGCCCAUUGGGACUUGGGUACUUCUAUUCCAUACUGGUUGCAGAUGUUCCUGUAUACUAUCCCAGCCACUUGGUUGUGCCUUUCCAUGUAUGCUGAUCCAGCUAGCAUCUUACACCCUGCUACUAUGUGCUGGACUGUUUCAGGGGCUUCUUGGGUCUGAUCUACUCUGGUAGAUCCUGGCCUCUGUGGCUCUUGUGCUUAUGGCCUGUUCUUGUGCUGCCAUGAUUAGUGCCUCUGUGCUGUCUGUCAGUCCUGCAUUAUCCAGCCACUGGUAGGAUUUCUUGAUAUCAGCCACUUCCUCUAUCUGACGGUGGUACAUGCCAUGUAGGGGUUUGUCCCUCCAGGUUGUCUGUUCCUCCUCCUCCUCUGCCUUCUCAUCAGGGUUCUGCUGCCUGAGACAUUCACUUAGCAGUUCAUCCUUUGGGGCCAUCUUUCUGAUGUAUUCUCGGAUUUUCGAUGUUUCAUCCUGGACCGUGGUCUUGAUGCUCACUAGCCCUCGGCCUCCCUCUUUCCGCUUAGUGUAUAGUCUCAGGGUGCUGGACUUGGGGUGGAACCCUCCAUGCAUGGUGAGGAGCUUUCGAGUCUUGAUAUCUGUGGCUUCUAUCUCCUCCUUUGGCCAGUUUAUGAUACCAGCGGGGUAUCUGAUGACUGGUAGUGCGUACAUGUUGAUGGCUCGGACCUUGUUCUUACCAUUCAGCUGACUUUUCAGGACCUGCCUUACUCUCUGGAGGUAUUUGGCUGUGGUUGACUUCCUUGUGGCCUCUUCAUGGUUUCCAUUAGCCUGUGGGAUGCCAAGGUACUUGUAGCUGUCUUGGAUAUCACCUAUGUUGCCCUCUGGUAGGUCAAUCCCCUCAGUCCGGACCAUCUUGCCUCUCUUUGAGACCAUCCGGCCACACUUGUCCAAUCCGAAUGACAUCCCUAUGUCAUCGCUGUAGAUCCGGGUGGUGUGGAUCAGCGAGUCUAUUUCUCGCUCGUUCCUGGCAUACAGCUUGAUGUCAUCCAUGUAGAGCAGGUGGCUGAUUGUUGCCCCACUACGGAAUCGGUACCCGUAGCCGCUCUUCGUGAUGAUCUGACUGAGGGGGUUCAGGCCUAUGCAGAACAGCAGUGGUGAUAGCGCAUCUCCUUGGUAUAUGCCGCACUUGAUGUUGACUUGGGCAAUGGGUUUUGAGUUGGCCUCUAGGGUUGUCUUCCACAUUUCCAUUGAGUUCUGGAUGAAGGUCCUGAGGUUCCUGUUGAUCUUAUACAGUUCCAGACAUUCCAGUAUCCAUGUGUGUGGCAUUGAGUCGUAGGCUUUCUUGUAGUCAAUCCAGGCAGUGCACAGGUUGGUCUGUCUCUUCUUACAGUCUCGGGCGACUGUUCUAUCGACCAGUAGCUGGUGCUUGGCUCCUCUGGUGUUACUGCCAAUUCCUUUCUGUGCCUCGCUCAUGUAUUGAGCCACAUGCUUACUCAUUUUUGCCGCAAUGAUGCCUGACAGGGCCUUCCAUGUUGUGCAGAGACAGGUAAUUGGCCGGUAGUUGGAUGGGAUGGGACUGUCCUGCCUUGGGUUAGCCAUUCUGGGUGGGUCCCAUCCCUGGUUCAUCUGUGCUGCUAGGCGUUCAUGGAGUGCAGUUAGCUUCUUCAGCCAGUACGUAUGGAUCAUAUCGGGGCCUGGUGCUGUCCAGCUCUUCAUCUUUGACACUCUUUCUUGGACGUCUGCCAUUGAGAUGGUUACUGGUUCUUGUUCUGGGAGGUUACUGUGGUCAGCUCUUAGGUCCACUAACCAUUGACCGGUUGUUGUUCCCCUGCUGGUUCAGUGGAGAACAGCUUGUUUAUUCUCCUCUCCCUCCUUGGUGUAUCUCUUCAACCGGGUGGCCAGAGCUGCUAGUCGCUGGUAUGGAGAGUGAGUUGUACUUCCUGGGUGCCCCUUUAUUCACCAUGUUCCCUUUCUGUAGUUCAGCUAGCUGGCUAACUUCUCUCCGUGCUGCCUUUAUCUUGGCCUCUAAUCGUCUCUUCCAUGGUGGAUACUGUUUAUGUCCCGAGCCCACCUUGUGUCCAAGCAUCUCCAUGAUUACUGUUGCUGUACUGUGUAUCAGCUUGUUGGUCUCAGUGAUGGUUCUUGUGGAGAUUGUCUUCAGAGCAGCAUUCACAUCUACUAGUAGAUCUUCUGAAGGUACUUGGCAAUUCAGCUUUAGUAUUCGUCGGGGGCUCCAGGUUUCCAGUUGGGUCACGAUCUUCCUUCUCAGGUCAGCAGCUCUUGUGUUGAGGCUUAGCUGUUGGGGCUUGGUACCCAAUCUCUGGUUGUGGGGAUGAUGACACCUCCCCGCUGACCUGUCUUGCUGGCAUUGUUGUUGUAUUUCAUUAACCCUUUGGUGACUGACCCCUUGAAAAUCGUUCCUCCAGGAACGAUGACGUUUCAGUUGUCAAGACAACGGAAAAACUAAAACUAAAGUUACAACGUUUAUCAACAAAACAAGUUACAACAAAAUCUUUCUGUUUUGUAUUUUAGUUUUUCCGUUGUCUUGACAACUGAAACGUCAUCGUUCCUGGAGGAACGAUUUUCAAGGGGUCAGUCACCAAAGGGUUAAUCUCUAGUUGUGAUAGUAGAUUUCGAUUACGGAUGUUGGAACACUGGGCUAAUAGCUGUUUCUUUGUUAGAAUUGAUUGUGGGUUUCGAAGUAUCCAAUGGUCCCACAUUCGCUGCAUGUAUCCCCUCUCUCUGGGAUUGCUUGUAUAGUAGCAUUCCAGCAAAUCCGUAUUUUCUGUCCUCGUCCAUCGAUGUCUUGUUCCAGUAGCCCAUUUCUCAUCAGUUUGCCCUGGUUCCCUAGCAACUGAUGCAGACCCUGUUGACCCGGGCGACGUCUGAGCCGGUAUGACUCUAUCAGUUAUGUCUUCACUCAUUCCUGAGGUAGGCUGAUAUAUCAUGAGGGGUCUUUCUGGAUGAUGUUUUGCCCCAACCGGGAUUCGAACCCUGAUUUCCCGCGUCAUAGUCAGUGAGCGUUACCACUGUACUAUCCAGCUGAUAUAUAUAUUUUAUUACACACACACAUUUUAUAUAUAUAUACCAUAUACAUUGGAGCAAAAGGACAUAGGUCUCUCUGUCUAGUUAACGGAGUUUUACCUUUUAUCUGCUUUUGUCUCUUCAAUGAACUGCCUGCAUCACUGGAUGUUUUGUCUUCCCAUCAAACUGUCUGUCUCUCUGUCAGUGUACUGAACUCAUCAUUUAAUUGAACUGAUUUUCCUUUUGUCUUUCUCGCUGUCUGUUUUUAACUGAUACUUUUGACCAUUUGUCUCUGUCUGUCUGAUUUCAGCGAUUGUGUCUCCUUGUCUGUCUUCCUGCCUUAUUGUUUUGAGCGUCUCUUUCUGUAACUGUCUGCUGUUCUGUGGUUCUUCUCUUUCUGUCUCCUGAUGAUUAUCUUCAGUAAAAAUGAUCUGUAAUUGAACUGUGUUCUCAUCAGAGAGACCGGUUACCAGAUCAUCUCCUCAAUAGAUUUCCUGUCCCUCUAAUUCUCUGAUCACUUCAUUCCCUUCAUGCAGUUCCUCAUAUAUAUAUUUUUUUCUCUGUCUCAGUUCCUGUGUGGUGUUUGGCCUGUGCUACAGGUCGAGUCCCAGAAGAUGAGUUGAGGAUGUGGUGAGGGGAUGAACACAGCAGCGGAUCACAGAGCUCACGCGCUGUGAAGCCUGGCUCCAUGCCCGGCCCGCUCAGGGAAGGGAGCAGCAGCUGGAUUUACCCACAAUUCCCUCCUUCAGUUUGCCGAGUGUCGUUUGGAGAGACUUUCCCAACUGUGGAAAAGUUUCUGCUUGUGUUGAUUUUAAAUAUUGAUAUAAGAUCAGAGCUUUGUGGAAGGAGACAGGUUUAUUUUUGCACACUGCUGACAUACGAUCCCCUCCGCUGCCACACACUCGCAGACGAACCCUCCAUCCACACCAGGAAGUGACAAAACAAUGGCUCAUGGUUUAUUCUCCACGUACAGGCAUUAUGGGAAACAAAUAAAACUUGGAAGGACAUAGCAGAGAUGUUUUGUGCCUCCAGUAAGAGCAUGUUACUCAUGCAAUUCGUUUACUUUCUUAAUCUGUUAAUGAGGGUCGUAUAAAGUUAAGCAUGUAACAUAAUCAUCAGCUUCAUUUUGGUGGCCAUCAUUUCUUACGGGAGCUCGAGAGAUUUGUUGUUUUCUAGUGUAAACUUAGAAUCAGUGGGUGGAGAUGUCAGAGUGUGAUUAUUACUGGUGUUUUUUUUUUUUUUUUUUUUAAAUAUAUAUCUACCUAGGAAUGAUGUAAAAUCUUGAUAUUGAUUGCAAAUCAUGUCUAAUCAUUAUCCACUUGACCACUAAUACACACAUUUCAGCUCAACGUCGCUAUUUUUAAAAAUAGCAGUUAUGUUUUGUCGUCUCCGCUGUGGCCGUCUUCGUGAUUUAGUUUAAGCCGUCUUGCUGUUUUUAAUGAUCGUAAAAGGUGAAAGUGAACGGGGUUUGAGGUUGGGGAUGGCCUCACUGGCGUCGUAUGGAAAUGGUCAGAUUGAACUCUUGAAAUCAACUGGAGUUGAUGAUUUUUAAACAAACCUGUUAGCCUGCGUUUCUUUUGGGUACUGGAUCCUUGUCUGUGAAGGAAUUGACUGAAUUCAUUAAUUUCACUUUGUGCUCCUGCGCAGGAAUACUGUAAGCUACUUUGCUAGCGUUUUCUUAAUGAAUGUAUGGACUUCAAUUAGGGAUGCGUUUAUACUGAUAUUGGUGUCGGCCAUCAGUCAGAAACUGAUUUAUUCCUCAAAAAACAUGGCAUGGUUGUUUAAAAUGAGCACGUGGUGCUGUGGAUUGUACACGUGGGAAGAUAUCCACAGGAGAGCACUUCAUUACUGCGAGCACUGAGACACGCCUCCUUUCCCCUCGCUCGUCAGCGUCAGCACUUUGCUCGGGUCAGGGUGCAGCUCACGGCUCUCCAUUUUAAUCACCGCGCUGACUGAUGCCACCGUCAUGCCUUCGCACUUUGUAUUAAUGGGAUUGUUUAAAGGCCAGAACAUCAGAGUUUAAACUCAGCAGGAGUUCAUUUCAAACAGCACACACAAACGCCGCUGAGUAAAACGUUCCACGGCUUCUCUGAUUGGUCAGGACUAAACCCGGUACUCAUUCCAUUUUCAGUACUAAGGCAUCAAACUCAUUCACAAUGGUAUCGAUGCAUCCCUAAUUUCAUCCUCUGAUAUUUAUGAUGUUUUGAGUUUCUAAUCUGUGACAACUGUCAUUAAUUUUUCUGUAGUUGUUUUUAAUUUAUAUACACUACUGGUUUUUGUCUUCCUUGUGAGGCAUUUUAUGAAGGAAUGGUCGCUCGUGAAGUGAUGUGCAAUUGCUGUUUGAAAAACAGACUAAUUAAUUAAUCUCUCCAUUUCAUCGUUCUGUUCAACACUGAGUAAAUGAUACUAAUUGGGAAAGUAAUUCAUUUAGGAAACCAAUUAGUUGUCCAUUGUCAGUUCUCUCCUCUAUGCACAAACUUUUUUUGGGGGGAAUCCUGACCCAACGUAAGCUGCACAUCGAAAGGGAAUUGACCUUAAUUUCACUUCUGAAGCACUACAGUGCCUGUUUAUGCACAAGGCUCCCGUCUUACCUCCUGCUCAAAUCCUGUUCAGUUACUUGAAGUUGCAGUGUGAAUGGUUGGAAACUGGUAUAGAUGUGUAUAAUAUCUGUUUUUGUACUCGUACAGUGGAGGAGGAUACAUGGUGUGUUGUGUCUUCAGCUGUGUGUCACUAUAUGAAGCUCCAGUGUAAUAUUGAACGUAUAACCCACCUGCCCUGCUGCUUUGGUUCGAGUGGACCUGCUGAUAUCACGGUGCCUUAUUUAGAUUUAGUCCUCGCGCAACAUCACUAGGACUCUGUAUUACCACACAUUACCUUUUCUUGAUGUUGACUCCAUCCUCCUGGUGGUGAGGGCCAAGGCAAAUAAAGAACAAACGGAAUUACUGCCAACGCUGUUCCUGUGCCAUCUUGUGAAGGCAUCGGUCCUUCUGUAAAAUCACUGACCAUAUCCUGGUGGAACCACAGCACAAGCUCCUGUCUGGAAGCGUUACGUUUCCUUCAACUGCUGAAUGUUGAGUCAUUUCAGAAUUGUUCAAUUAAACUUGGUGUAGUUGGAA
Molecule: messenger RNA, 7982 nt
Organism: Neoarius graeffei (lesser salmon catfish)
Lineage: Eukaryota; Metazoa; Chordata; Actinopteri; Siluriformes; Ariidae
Gene: acer3
Product: alkaline ceramidase 3
Exons: 10
Coding region: 22-840 (272 amino acids)
Biological process (GO): ceramide metabolic process; phytosphingosine biosynthetic process
Cellular component (GO): endoplasmic reticulum membrane
Source: RefSeq, a predicted model, not a curated record